CGCAGUCUGCGGACACGGCCAUCGUAUCUUCAUCAUGCAGGCACUACCGCAUCUCGUACCGCCAUUAUUACCACCUGCGCCAUCGUGGUACCCAGGCCAUAUGGCGAAGUUUGCGCAGAACCUACCCGCGCUGCUGACGCGGACGGACGUGGUGUUGGAGGUCCGCGAUGCGCGGCUUCCACUCACGAGUAUCAAUGGGAAGCUCGAAGGUGCCCUGCAACAUUGGCGCUUUUCUCGUGGCCGCUACACAGGCUUCAACUUUGGCGCGACCGCCGCAGCGCCCUCGUUCAACCCCGCACGGGCCAUAGGCGGUCCUCGCGCUUUGGCGCUAGCCUCCCCCGGCACAGGAGUCGCUUGCGAACGUAUAGUCAUAUUUAAUAAACGUGACCUCGUUCCGGAAUGGGGCCUCGAGCCGUUCCGUCGAGCCAUGGCCGCCAAAUUUCCCGACCAACGCGUGCUCUAUACGUCGUGGCACAGACGCGCCGACGUGAAGGCGCUUCACCAGCUCCUCGUAAAUGUAGCGCAGCAGCACGCCGGCGCGCCCGAGCUCAACGUUCUCGUCGUUGGCAUGCCUAACGUCGGAAAAUCGAGUUUACUCAAUGCGCUCAGAAACAUCGGAAUUCGCGGUCCGACGCCGAAAGCUUUCCAGACGUCGGUCAACCCCGGUCUGACCCAGGCCCUCUCAACCCGCGUCCGAUUAUCCGAGUCGCCGUUAAUAUACGCGUACGACUCCCCGGGCGUCAUGCUUCCUUACCUCGGAAAGGGCGACCGCGGAGCUGAGCGUGGAGUCAAGUUUGCAUUAAUAGCUGGUAUCAAAGAAGGCCUUUACGACGCGAAGUCGCUCGCCGCUUAUCUGCUCUACAGGCUCAACGUAUUAAACCCAAUCGCCCCGGCUUAUCUGACCUUACUCCCGCCAUCGACGCCGCCGACGAACGACGUCCUGCAGUUCCUGGAGCAGCUGGCGGACAGGCUGCGGAUGCUCAAGCGCGGCGGCGAGAAGGACGUGCACAGGGCCGCGACGUGGUUCAUCAACUGGUGGCGGGACGGCGCGCUCGCCUCCGCCGCCGCGCCGAGCACCGCGCCACUGAUCGAGGCCUCGACGCAGACGCAGAUCUUGCACGAGGCCUCUUACGACCCGACCUCCGACCCCUCCGCGCGGCUGCCCGCGCACCGGGUCGGCUGGGGCUUCGACCUCGAGUGGACGCACUCGGCCGAGGCGAGCGCGGGCGAGGAGCUCGACGCGGUGCUGCAGCGGCACAUGGAGGAGUGCAUCGAGCGGUACGUGUGGGAGACGGUCGCGGAGGAGCGCGAGGGCGGCGGGGUGAGCAAGAGCCAGGAGAAGAGAAGGGUGCGGGAGGAGAAGAUCGCGAAACGGCUCGCGAGGGUGAAGCGGAUUCUGGGCAAGGCACCGACGUGGUCGUCGCGCCAUUCUGGACGAUGACUUACCGUCCCCGGCAGCGUACAUAUACCUCUUAGAACGUCCAUAAUAAUCGCGUGUUCUUUCUAGUCACGUACUAACCACUCAACGCAAGGAAACAUUCGGUCCGUAGACUAUAUUUGCAGCGCGCUUGUGACCAGGCUCUCCGU
Molecule: messenger RNA, 1587 nt
Organism: Punctularia strigosozonata HHB-11173 SS5
Lineage: Eukaryota; Fungi; Basidiomycota; Agaricomycetes; Corticiales; Punctulariaceae
Product: P-loop containing nucleoside triphosphate hydrolase protein
Exons: 7
Coding region: 35-1441 (468 amino acids)
Cellular component (GO): mitochondrion
Molecular function (GO): GTPase activity; GTP binding
Source: RefSeq, a predicted model, not a curated record